Molecule: messenger RNA, 2598 nt
Organism: Vitis vinifera (wine grape)
Lineage: Eukaryota; Viridiplantae; Streptophyta; Magnoliopsida; Vitales; Vitaceae
Product: subtilisin-like protease SBT1.1
Exons: 2
Coding region: 84-2390 (768 amino acids)
Biological process (GO): proteolysis
Molecular function (GO): serine-type endopeptidase activity
Source: RefSeq, a predicted model, not a curated record
CUUUCUUUGGCUAUAUAAGACUCUCCUCAGCAUUGGUUAUUCCUCACUCUUCUGGAUUGAGAAGAAAAGAAGUAGGCAUCAUCAUGGCGUACAGAAUCUCAUUGUUGCUGGUGGUCCUCAUGGCUGCUGCUAUUUCAAUUGCUUCAGAAGACAAAGCGACUUAUGUAGUUCACAUGGACAAAACCCAGACCACAGCUUUAGACCACACUCUUGGGGAUUCCAAGAAAUGGUAUGAAGCAGUGAUGGAUUCCAUCACAGAAUUGUCAGCUGAAGAAGAUGGAGGAGGAGAAGAAGCAUCAGACCCUGAGCUCCUUUACACCUAUGAAACUGCAAUCACUGGCUUUGCUGCAAGGCUUUCCACUAAGCAGUUGGAAUCCUUGAACAAAGUUGAGGGGUUUCUGUCAGCUGUUCCUGAUGAAAUGAUGAGUCUCCAAACCACCUACUCACCUCAGUUCCUUGGCCUGAAAUUUGGAAGAGGACUAUUGACUUCACGCAACUUGGCAAACGAUGUGAUAAUUGGCAUUGUCGAUUCUGGAAUCUGGCCUGAACACGAUAGUUUCAAGGAUAGGGGCAUGACACGACCGGUGCCCUCUCGAUGGAAGGGUGUUUGCGAGCAAGGCACAAAAUUCACAGCUAAAAAUUGCAACAAGAAGCUUAUAGGCGCAAGAGCCUACUACAAAGGCUACGAGGCCACAGCUGGGAAAAUAGAUGAAACAGUGGACUUCCGAUCUGCUAGGGACUCCCAAGGCCAUGGAACUCACACCGCAUCAACCGCAGCUGGCCAUAUGAUAGAUGGAGCUAGCAGUUUCGGUAUGGCCAAGGGCGUUGCCGCUGGAAUGAGCUGUACAGCAAGAAUUGCUGCAUACAAAGCUUGUUAUGCUGGUGGUUGUGCUACCUCCGAUAUAUUAGCAGCAAUAGACCAGGCUGUUUCCGAUGGGGUUGAUGUCUUGUCACUCUCCAUUGGAGGAUCCUCACAGCCUUACUAUACUGAUGUCUUGGCUAUUGCCUCAUUGGGGGCAGUCCAACAUGGAAUUUUUGUUGCUGCCGCUGCUGGAAAUUCAGGUCCUUCUAGUUCAACUGUCAUCAAUACAGCACCAUGGAUGAUGACCGUUGCUGCAAGCACCAUGGAUAGAAGCUUCACUGCCAUAGUCAAUCUUGGUAACGGAGAAACUUUCGAUGGGGAAUCAUUGUAUUCCGGAACGUCAACUGAGCAACUGUCGCUUGUUUAUGAUCAAUCUGCAGGCGGGGCAGGAGCCAAGUACUGCACCAGUGGCACGCUCUCUCCAGAUCUGGUUAAAGGGAAGAUUGUUGUAUGUGAGCGAGGCAUCAACAGAGAGGUUGAAAUGGGACAAGAAGUGGAAAAGGCAGGUGGAGCUGGAAUGCUACUACUGAACACUGAAUCUCAAGGUGAGGAAAUUCGGGUUGAUCCACAUGUUUUACCAGCCAGUUCUCUGGGGGCCUCAGCAGCUAAAUCCAUAAGAAACUAUAUCAGUUCGGAGAAUCCCACUGCUUCCAUUGUUUUCAAUGGGACAACGUUCGGCAACCAGGCACCUGUAAUAGCAUCAUUCUCCUCAAGGGGCCCUGCACACACAGAACCUUAUGUGAUCAAGCCCGAUGUGACAGCCCCGGGCGUGAACAUACUGGCCGCCUGGCCGCCGACAGUCAGCCCAAGCAAGACCAAAAGCGACAACAGAAGUGUACUAUUUAAUGUAAUUUCAGGAACAUCCAUAUCUUGUCCUCACGUUAGUGGCUUAGCUGCAAUCAUCAAAGGAGCCCACCAAGACUGGUCACCUGCGGCCAUCAAGUCAGCCCUAAUGACAUCCGCUUAUACUCUAGACAACAAGAAGGCUCCCAUCUCAGAUACCGGUUCGGAGAGCCCAACAGCCACCCCAUUUGCCUAUGGUUCAGGCCAUGUGGAUCCUGAGAGAGCCUCUAAUCCGGGGCUGGUUUAUGAUAUCAGCUAUGAGGACUAUCUCUACUAUCUGUGUAGCCUCAAGUAUUCAUCUUCUCAGAUGGCUACAAUAUCAAGGGGGAACUUCAGUUGCCCCACAGACACAGAUCUUCAAACGGGUGACUUGAACUACCCUUCAUUUGCAGUACUUUUCGAUGGAAAUUCCCACAACAACAGCGCCACAUACAAAAGAACUGUAACAAAUGUUGGGUACGCUACUACUACUUAUGUGGUGCAGGCCCAUGAGCCUGAAGGAGUAUCAGUCAUCGUUGAGCCUAAGGUUUUAAAGUUCAAACAGAACGGCCAGAAAUUGAGCUACACGGUGAGUUUUGUUCAAUUGGGACAGAAAUCAAGUUCAUCAGGUACAUCUUUUGGAUCUCUUGUUUGGGGGUCCAGCAGGUAUUCAGUUAGAAGUCCUAUUGCAGUGACUUGGCAGUAGGUUUUAGGCGGAAGACCUACCAUGAACCUGAGUCUAGCUAUUACUAUAUUAUAAUGAAUAAUUAUCAGUGGAUGACUGUUCUAAGAAAAUAAGAACAUGAUCCAGGGCAAGAAGAAGUAGGUCUUGUGUCUUUAUAUACUAUGCAAGCGUGUUGUAACUUGGAAAUAUGUAAUGCAAAUUUUAUAUAUAUUAAGCUGUGUUUCCUAAA